GGGGGACUCUCCCCCCCCCCCCCCAAGAGCUUAUCUUCAGGUGGCCCGGCCCGAUAUGGGGUAGGGAAAGCUUCAGCGAAUACCAUUUGGUCAGUAGCCGCCAGCGAAAUCAAAGGGAUGAGGCUGUGACAACGAGCCUUCCGCGUGACAAACACACAAAGAGCUUUAUUCUUUAUCGUGCCAAUGUGCCCCUUCCCUUUCAUUUUGCUUCAAUUUGGCCCAAUUCCAAGGCCACUCUCACAGCACAGUCACCAUGGCGUCUCUCCCGCGAAGACUCCUCGGCCGCUCCAAGGGCAACUACUUCGUCUUUGACCCGCGAGCCCAGGGAGUCACCGACUACGACAUUCUCUCAUACCGCUGGGGCGACACCAGGACCCCUUACCGGUGCGACAUCGGUGGCGUGGACUGGGAUGUGAUCCUACCUGAGCAGAAGCUUAAGGACAUCAAGCGUCUGAUGGAAAGUGCUGGCAUCGAUAGUUUAUGGGUCGACUGCGUGUGCAUCCACCAGACGGACCGAGCCGAAAUGGCUGCCGAAAUGGCCAACAUGUACCACUACUACAAGCGCGCACGCAGGUGCCAUAUUCUGAUCGACAUGGACGAGGUGUGGGAUCCCGACGAGAUUGGCAAGGACCUUAGGUUUAUCGACCACAUCUUGACACACAUGGGCGGGGCGGCGCUGGCGGCAGAGGCGACGAGGCUGACGGAGAACAUGACCCGGCGUUUGUCGGAAUGGGCUCACCGAACAUGGCUGUUUCCCCUGGACGAGUCGGUUGCGAGGGCCGCUGGCGUGGAGAUGGGCUUGCUGAAUUGUUACUCGACUUGUAUCCGGCAUGUCUGCUCUUUGUUUCAGAACCUCUACUUUUCUCGAGUAUGGACCUUCCAGGAGAUGUUGUUGGGAAAGAAUAUUACCCUGUGGGGCGUGAACAAGAAGACCAUGUCGUGUAUCGGCCAUCUCUAUACCUGGAUGGACCUGGCUACAGACGCCAAAGACAAGGCCUACAAGCUGCAGGCGUGGAUAGAGUCGUGCAGAGUGCUCAAGUCCGCGUCGGUGAAAGCAGUUCUCGCCAGGAUCGAGGACGACAACCUGACCCUCGGCUUACUUCAGAUACAGGUCAAAGGCAUCAACAGUGCCAGGACAGACAUCAUCAGUGGCGGUCCCCACUGGUGGCUCGACAAUCACAAAGGCAUCAGCAACGUCUUCUCGGCAGUGUCACUGCGGCCUCGUGGCUGUGUACAGGUAGCCGAUAUCUUUCGGGGGCUCCUUGGCGUAUUCAAUGGAUUGUUCACCGCCGAGGAGAUCGAGAGAGAGAUGCCUGACAAUGACAUCGAAAGCUCGUCUUUCAGCUUCUUUAAGCAGUUGUCGGAAAAGACGGGUUACGCCUGGACGAGGCUUGCCAUUAGCAGCAAGGAUAGGGGAGAGUGGGACUGGAUACCGGUCAUGGCCAGCUCUAGUAGGCUCUUGACGACGGACUGCUUCGCCGGCGUUGUUCAGCUGGGACGCCUCAAGCCAAAUGGCGUGGCUAAAACGGAUGCCACGACCGGGCUCAUCGGGAAGCCGCGGAAGUACAUGACGAUCCGUCUACGACAGGAGAACAGUGCCGAUUUCAAUUUUAGCUACCAUGGCUGUAAUUGUGGCAGGAGCAUCAAGACAGGCUUCCGCAAAACGGAGCAGAUUAAUCUCCACGAUCGGCGUCGGAACGUGGUUGGAGACGAAACGGGGAGAACCUUAGUGAUACUUAGUACUCUCCUCGGGAGCAUCAUGGAGCCUGGGGGGAACGUCAAGGAGUACAGGUACAAGCUCCUUAGUAAACUCCUCCCCAACUGGCGCGUCACAGACCCCAACGCGAAGCCGACGGACUGGAUCGACCGAUGCGUGAGCGGAACUCCCUGGGAGAACCCAAACUCGGACUUCAUCCGAGUACACAACGAGUCCAUGAACUACCGGCUAGCAGACAUGAUCAGCUGCGCCUCGCGCCUCGCGAACGAUACAACGAAAUGCAUCUCGUGCGAGAUUGUCGUCAACUGCGGGUGCACCAUCAUUGGACCCUUUGCGCUCAUGAUGCAGGCCAUCGUGUCGAUGGAGGGCAGCUUCCUCGGCGCGACAGCGGCCAACCUUGACGCCGAUGACCGCAUCGUGCUGCAGGACGGACUGGGGCUCGUGCAGAUAGGCGAUGUCGGCCGGGAGGGGUUUCACCUUGUAGCCUUCGAGGGCGAUGUCCAGGCUUACCGGUUGCACGCGGCAGCCUGCCGUAACACAAAGGACACCAAGCCAGUGUUUUACAAAGGACAAUGGCCGACAGGGAGGGCAAUGGUGAGGGAGGAUUUCAAACACGGCUUCGCGGGCAUGACUAGGGACUACGGAUACGUUGAUACGGAUGGAUCUGGGAAUCUGCUGAUUUGCAGGAACCAUCCCAUCGACCCAUACAGGAUUGUGGGGGUCUGUAUUGACGAACAUUUUCACAGCAAGAAGGGGAAACAACCUGUGUAUAUCAAAUAGCGGCCGUAAGAAUAGCAGGAUUGCGUUUUCAUGGUAGCCAGACGUCCACGUCUAGCUUGACGCAGCUGCGGAAUAUCCACUACUAUUGAAGAAACCAGGCAAGUGCACAACGACGUGCACGAAAGUAAAGCCCUAAGCUAGAGGAUAAACACCUGUUAGGGGUUCGGUACAGAUGAUAACAACAUCUAGAGGGCAGAUAAGAAGUUGGAAUAGGAUAAGAGUCAAAUGAAUAUACGGA
Sodiomyces alkalinus F11 is the source of this 2735-nucleotide messenger RNA. RefSeq lists its product as hypothetical. The coding region runs from base 254 to 2497 and encodes 747 amino acids. NCBI's taxonomy places the organism in Eukaryota, Fungi, Ascomycota, Sordariomycetes, Glomerellales, Plectosphaerellaceae. The record is from RefSeq and is a predicted model, not a curated record. The transcript has a single exon.